This is a messenger RNA of Periconia digitata, 1268 nucleotides long. NCBI's taxonomy places the organism in Eukaryota, Fungi, Ascomycota, Dothideomycetes, Pleosporales, Periconiaceae. The record is from the annotation of a GenBank genome assembly.
AUGCCAUUACCACGAGAUGCCAGUAUCAAUUACUGCCUCAUGAAAAGACACAAAUCCACCUCAACCAAGCAUCAUACAUCACUGACGCGGUAUUGCCCGCUAAAAGUCUGCUUCACCCAGAAAGUAGCACCUAAGUCUUCUUCACCCUCACUAUAGACUUACGGUGAGCUCUCAGCGAAUCAGGAAGCUACGUGAAGUACUCACUGUUUGCCAAGACCGCUUAGCACGUGAUCGUAGGCGGUGGUCAUAAAAGUUGUCUCGCCGCUCGCCCUCCUCUCUUCUUUCCUCUCCAACAGACUCUAACAAGGUGACAGGACAUCAAGAGCUUCCCGCCUGCCACAUGCCUCCAAUGGCAAACAACCCCAAAGAUCCCCGGGGAUCUUCCAACGACAACAACAAUCAACACCAUCCGUCACCUCCACCCUCUCCGCCUCCACCAUCCCUUCCCCCAAAACCACCAACUUCUGCCCUCCCUCCCCCUCCCUCUCCACAGUCUGCGCCAUCCACGCACUAUCCGGCGUACUAUCCGGCGUACUAUCCGGCGCACUAUCCGGCGUUUGGGUACCAGCACCCUCAAGGGGUGCUCACGUACCCUCAAAACUACUACCAGUACCAGGCUCCACCGCCACAACCACCACCUGCCCAGUUCCCGCAGGUGCCUGUUGGGCAGCCAAGGCGAGAUAACAGGACGAAAUACGCUGAUGUCGGCGCUCCUCUCCCCACCAAUCCACGUACUUCUCGUCAGCCAAAUCCUCUCCCGCGCAAUCCAGUACUCCCAGCCAAGCCACCUGGACCUCUCCCGGCAAGCCCUACUUCAAACUCCCUAGAGCCUGCGGAUGAUGCUAGCAAGACCAUGGACGAUUCCAAACCUGCAGAAGGUGCUAACAAGGCCACGGAGAAUCCAGACAAGUCUGCAGCCGACAAAAAAAAGGAAGCUAAGAAGGAGGCUCCGAAAAAGCAAGACUCCGAUUCCUACUUGGGUCCUCUCUGAGCCGAAGCGAAUUCAUAACUAUAAUUGGAUGCGACCUGGACUUCUAAGUUACUUGUACAAGAUCGAAAUCCGCACUUUGAAGCCGACUAAAAUACAGGUGACCUCCGAUGGAGGCUUCACUGAAGUCGUCUCAUACAGCAUCCAAAUCGACGGUUCUAUCAUGGUUCCCGGCGGUCCCCCACAGUUGACCUCGCAUCAAUUGCCUUUUGUUUUGCCCCCCGAUUCUGAACCCCAGGUUCUUGACUGGAAUAGUCGAAUUUCGCCGAAGUUCCCGUUU